Molecule: messenger RNA, 957 nt
Organism: Radiomyces spectabilis
Lineage: Eukaryota; Fungi; Mucoromycota; Mucoromycetes; Mucorales; Radiomycetaceae
Exons: 5
Coding region: 90-866 (258 amino acids)
Molecular function (GO): protein binding
Source: RefSeq, a predicted model, not a curated record
AGUCUUACUAUCGCCUAUGCUUCCUUGUCACUGUAUUGAAACAUUUUUAUUGGUUAGAUGAUGAGAGUAUUCGAGCCAUUUUUCAGGGAAUGACCAUUCCGUCUCGUCUGGAUCUGGCAAGCAACCGUUUAACGGUGGCGACCCUGGAUUUCCUUUGUCAACAUGCCGGACCGACGCUCACCAAACUGUGUAUGAGCAAUAAUAAUCUAGGGCCUAUGGCGUUACAACGGUUACCCGAUUUAUUUUCCGCGUGUACAUCUCUGAAAACUUUGGAAUUGUCCUCAUGUGAUUUGGGAGAUUACAUGCUUCUCGAUAAUACGACUAUCGAAAAAUACAAUCAAAUGAGAUUAGAUGAUGACGCGGUGCCUGUAGAACUGGAUAUCAGCCAGAAUCAUUUUGAUGGAGAUAUGCUUUCUGGGUGGACGCCGUAUCUGGUCAAGUUAGGCCGCAUUCAGAAAUUGCAAUGUCGCGGCAUCACCACCGACAGUCCGUGGGACACCCUUGGACUAUUAAGUGAUCUUCCGUUUUUGACCUCGCUUGAUCUCGAUGAUACCGCUGCGUCAUCGUGGAGCGCAUCGGAUUUGCGAGAUAUUUUGCAAAAAAGCAUUCACCUUGAGAGGUUGAGUCUCUGCAAUUGUUACCUAACCCCGCAAGAUGUAACGACAAUUUGUCAAGGUGUUGCUGUCAGCUCUUAUUUACGCUGGCUCAGUCUGUCGAAUAAUCGCAGAGUCAAUCUCACAAUUGCCCAAGCUGUCAAUGAUAUGAACAGUGAUCUGACCGCCAAUACUUGUGAUUGUGGUCUCACCUCACAACAUCACCCCGCGUUUUGCCAAUGCCGAAAUAUUGGCGACACAGGUAAUUUGUGACAAACUAAAAAAAAAAUCGAUCCAGAAAGACUGACCAAAAAAAAACUUUUGUAGCUGCACAACUACUCGGCGAUAUAAUGAGUAAUGAGAU